Messenger RNA from Populus euphratica (Euphrates poplar), 1973 nucleotides. Its product is annotated as zinc finger protein CONSTANS-LIKE 16-like. The transcript is spliced from 2 exons. Gene Ontology annotation, biological process: regulation of DNA-templated transcription. Bases 216 to 1496 code for a protein of 426 amino acids. The record is from RefSeq and is a predicted model, not a curated record. Gene Ontology annotation, molecular function: protein binding; zinc ion binding. Gene Ontology annotation, cellular component: nucleus. Lineage: Eukaryota; Viridiplantae; Streptophyta; Magnoliopsida; Malpighiales; Salicaceae.
ACGGGGCUAGCUAGCUUUUGCCAAAGAAUAAAAGCUCCACUGCUCUCUCCACUCAAUAAUUGUAUAUCAAUUGGCCCCAAGAUAAAUACUUCAAGGGACACCCUAAUACUCUUCGCAAUAGUCAUUUUGCAUUCUUGUUUUAUGCUCAGCUAGCUCCUCUUCGCUUAGGCCAAGCACAGUUAAUACUUCAUUUGUCUCACAACCAAAUCUUUGGCAUGAUCAGUGGAAGGAAAGCGGCAAACGCCAUGGGAGGCAAGACGGCAAGAGCUUGCGAUAGCUGUUUACGCAAGAGGGCACGCUGGUUUUGUGUAGCAGAUGAUGCUUUCCUGUGCCAAGCCUGUGAUGCAUCGGUCCACUCAGCGAAUCAGUUAGCUAGUAGACACCAAAGAGUCAGGCUUGAGACCGCAUCAUCAUAUAGGAUCAGUAGUUCAUUAAACACUGAUCAGGAUUAUUCUCCACCAGCAUGGCAUCAAGGGUUCACAAGAAAGGCAAGAACCCCAAGGCAUAACAGCAACAGCAACAAGUCUUUAUUGGUGCAAAAACUGCUCAAAGAUGAUCGAGAGAAAGUCUUGAACCCUCUUCCGCUUGUUCCAGAAAUUGGAAGUGAAGAAGAGCCAAAUAUGGCUGCUGAUGAGAAUGAAGAUCAGUUGCUUUGUAGAGUUCCUGUGUUCGAUCCGUUUGCAGCAAAAAUGUGUGAUAUAGUAACAAGUGAAGAUGGAAAUAUGGCUGUUGAAGUUUACGGACAGGAAGGAGCAUGUGGCUUGGAUAACCUACCAGGGUUUUUGCCUUCAGACAUGGAUCUUGCUGAGUUUGCUGCAGAUGUUGAGAACUUACUGGGACGGGAAACUGAUGAGGAAUAUCAUGAUACUAAGGAUUUAGAGCUGUUAGAUUGUAGUAAAGGGGAAGAUGAAGGGCAGUUUUGUUUCGCGGACAAAGUAGUGAAAAUGAAGGAUGAACAAGAAAUGGAAACAAUCAUAGAUUGCCAUUUUGAUCAAGAUUUUAAUAUGGCAAGAGAGUCAUUGUUGGGUUGGAAUUUCGAUUACGAGACACUGGUGGACGGAGAUGAAGAGGUGGAAGAGAGAAAGGUGCCAGUGCCUGAGACAGAAAUGAUGACUAGUACUGAAUACAAGGAGAUGAAGAGGAACGUAUCUUUAAGGCUCGAUUACGAGUCAGUCAUCAUCGCAUGGGCUAACCAAGGCUGUCCAUGGACUACAGGAAGCCGACCAGAGCUCAACGCUGAUGAUUCUUGGACUGAUUCCAUGGGUACGAGCCCUAAAGAUGUUAAUAAUCCAUACGGAGGACUGGGGAGCCAUACAAGAGGUGGAGAUGGGGAAAGAGAAGCGAGGGUCAUGAGAUAUAAAGAGAAGCGAAGAACACGAUUGUUUUCGAAAAAGAUAAGGUACGAAGUAAGGAAAUUGAAUGCAGAGAAAAGGCCUAGAAUGAAAGGCAGGUUCGUCAAGAGGACAUCCCUCAUGGGGACUACUGAUUUUCCUUGACGAAACACAGUUUUAACUGCCAGCAUCGAUCAGCGAAAGCUUGAAUGAGUUAUUAGGCUCAUUAGUAUCAAAUUUAAUCUUACUAACAAAUGGAACUAAGUUUAGGUAGAUGUCACUGUGACCUCUCAGUCUCUGACAUGUUACUGUUUGGAAGUUCAAAGUGGGAGUUACAUGGACAUGCUAUGAAGAAGUCAACCUUCACAAGAUGAACUAUUUAACAAUUUUCUUGACUUAGAAAACUUCUGUUUGUUCAUCAAUAUAUGUUGUGCUUAGGAAAUUUUGGAGAUUAAUGCAAUCUCCCUAUUAAGGAAAAUAGGUUGACAACAUUGUAAAUAUACUAGGUGUCUACUAUGCAUUGAAGAAAUGCUUGUUCUUCAAUUGCGAGCUUUAGCUGGAAUGUAUUUCUUCUACACAGCAGCUCAUUAAUGCUUUUCCUUUCAAGCUAUAAAGUUAUCGCUACCAUCUAUUUUCUUUUUG